AUGUCCUCGAAGGCCGCACUGCUGGCUGUCUUGGCGGGGAGUGGCCAGGAGCAUCUCGUCGACGACUACGACGCGCUUUCGCCAUCGGAGCAGACGACGCUGGCGACUCAGAUUCUGUCGUACACGAACGCGCAGUGGAAGCACAUGAACGUGAUUCUGCGAGACAGCCUGCGCCUCCUGAAUUUGAGCAACGCCGCUGCAGGUACAGGAGGGGGCGACGCUGCGACGGCUGCCCCGAACAUUACGCCUCCUCCGGCGGACACGAUCAUCAAUGUUCCUGCUCUCCUCGCCAAGAGGCCCAGCGAGCUGGCAGCUAUCCGAGCCGCCGGCAUGCGCGUGGUCGCGAGCGGCGAGGGGGCGGUGCUGCUGAUGGCGGGCGGAAGUGGCACCCGUCUGGGCAUGACCAUCCCCAAAGGCAUGGUCGAGUGCGACAAGCUCGUCAGCGGACGUUCGCUCUUCGCGUACCACUGCCAGCGCAUCCGCAAGAUGGAGAGGAUGGCCGCUGCCGCUGCGGCAUCGCUGUCGCAGCCGUCUGCUGUAGCUGCAGCAGGUGCAGCGCCCGUGCCACCAGGCGCCGGCCGUGGGACCAUGCCGCUGCUGGUCACGACGUCAGACCAGAAUGACACCGCGACGCGGCAGUUUUUUCACGACCACGACUUCUUUGGGCUGCUGCCCAAUCAGGUGUUCUUCUCUCGUCAAAGCUCACUCCCGUGCUACGACGAGGCGACAGGGCGAGUGCUGAUGCAGGCGAGAGGCAGCAUUUGCCUCGCACCGGGCGGCAACGCCGGUGUCUAUGAGAGUUUGGCCAAGGCGUCCGCCACGACUUCUGGCAGCCAGAGCGUGCUGGCGCAAAUCGAAGCACGGGGCGUGCGCUAUGUUCAAAUCGUGAGUGUGGACAACAUCCUCGCCAGGGUGGGUGAUCCGUACUUCUUCGGUGUGGCCGCAUCAUACCAGGCUGAGGUGGUCCUCAAGACGGUACCAAAGGUGUCAGCGGCCGAGAAGGUCGGCGUCGUAGCGCAGGUGGACGGUGAAUGGGCCGUCGUCGAGUACACGGAGAUUGGGGAUAGGCGUUCCGCCGAAACGGAUCCAGCGACGGGCGAGCUUGCUUUCAACUGCGGCAGCAUCGCUUCCCACUGCUGCUCCCUUGAUUUCCUGGCGCUUGCUGCCACGUACAUGGAGACGAGCACCUUUUACCACGCAGCCCGCAAGACGAUUCCGACCAUUAACGGUCCAGCACCUGCGAUCAAGCUUGAGGCGUUUAUCUUUGACGUCUUCCGCUACGCGAAGGACGUGCCGAGUCGGGCGGAGCGAGCCAAGAAGGCACCGCUGCCGGACGCGUUGCAGAUUCUGCAGGUGGACCGCAGCAUGGAGUUUGCGCCGAUUAAGAACGCUGAUGGCGCUGCCGCGGAUACGCCAACGACCGCCGCUCAGCUGCUCUUGGACCUGCACACCCGAUGGGUGACCGAGGCUAUCGAAGCGGCUCCGGGGACUUAUGCAGUGGCUUCAACCAGCACGUCCGCGAUGUACACGGCACUGGAGCGCGCGACAGCGCUCCAGCGACUGCGUGACGGGCAGUGUUGCUGGGAAAUCUCUCCCCUCGUUUCGUAUGAGGGCGAGGGGCUCGCGGCAUACGUAGGGCAGUUGAUUCACCGAUCUGCCACUGGCAGCGGCGUCUUGGGCCUGGAGGAGGCAACGGCGGGCACGGCGAACAUGUGA
This is a messenger RNA of Leishmania major strain Friedlin, 1716 nucleotides long. Its product is annotated as putative UDP-N-acetylglucosamine pyrophosphorylase. The coding region runs from base 1 to 1716 and encodes 571 amino acids. Gene Ontology annotation, biological process: UDP-N-acetylglucosamine biosynthetic process. The record is from RefSeq and is a predicted model, not a curated record. NCBI's taxonomy places the organism in Eukaryota, Euglenozoa, Kinetoplastea, Trypanosomatida, Trypanosomatidae. The transcript has a single exon. Gene Ontology annotation, molecular function: UDP-N-acetylglucosamine diphosphorylase activity.